Trichomycterus rosablanca is the source of this 1593-nucleotide messenger RNA. RefSeq names its product probable thiopurine S-methyltransferase. The record is from RefSeq and is a predicted model, not a curated record. Lineage: Eukaryota; Metazoa; Chordata; Actinopteri; Siluriformes; Trichomycteridae. The coding region runs from base 356 to 1054 and encodes 232 amino acids. The transcript has 9 exons. Gene Ontology annotation, molecular function: thiopurine S-methyltransferase activity.
CUCAAAGCCUUAAAUGUUGCUCAAAAUUAAUAAUAAUUUAUUUUAUCUAUUAUUUUUUGACUUUUGUAGUUGUAUUUGCUAGAAUAAUCUUUGUAGUUACUUUAUUACAAUGUGUACAGUACUCUGUCCCCUGAAACACGAUGAACACUUAAUGCCUGGGUACAAAACGUAGGCGGAAACCGUGAGGAUAGAGAGGUGGCUAGUCCUAUAGCUGCUAAAUAUCCGCCCACUCACCCAAACUCUUCCUGUUCCAGUUCUCAUGCACCUCGAAUGAAGAGAAGCUGGUGUUAUAACUGAAUUAACUAAGAACACACUUCCUUCAGCCUUCUUCAUUUGACUGACGGGUUAAAAAAGAAUGGCUGCCCAGACAGACAGGGUAAUGGCAUUAAGUGAAUGGGAGGAAAAAUGGCAAGAAGGAAGAAUUGCCUUUCAUCAGCAUGAUGUUCACCCGAUGCUAAAGAGCAAUAUAGACAAAUUGCUGUGUGGACGACAGCAGGUUCGGUUCUUCUUUCCCCUCUGUGGUAAAGCUGUAGACAUGAAAUGGCUGGCUGAUAUGGGCCACACAGUUGUUGGGGUUGAGAUUUCUGAGAAAGCGAUAAAGCAGUUCUUUGAAGAGCAUGGCCUAAAGGUCAAAGAGGAGACGGUGCCAUCCAUACCUGGGACGAAAGUGUUCAAGAGUCCUGACGGAAAGAUCUCCAUCUAUCAGUGUGAUUUAUAUAAGUUCUCCAGUGCUAAAGAAGGACAAUUUGGAGGAAUUUGGGAUAGAGGAUCUCUGGUGGCGAUAAACCCCUGUGACAGACAAAAGUAUGCCAAUCUUAUCAUGUCCUUAAUAGACAAGGACUGCAGGUACUUACUGGACACAAUGGAAUACGACCCUGAGCGCCACAAAGGACCACCUUUCUUUGUGCCUGAAGAAGUUGUGAAGAAUUUAUAUGGUGAAGCUUUUGACAUUGAGCUCUUGCAGACUGCGGAUGCUUUUGAGGAAAGACAUAAAGCAUGGGGAAUAGAUUCACUUACUGAGAAGGUGUACCUUCUGACUCCUAAACCAAAGUGAUCUAGGAGAUUUUUACUGAACAAAUCUGUCCUGUUUCUGGGGUCGUUUAAUCCACUCAGUAAUCACUAAAUGUGUGAAAAUGACGUCCUUUAUGUUUUAAAACGAUUCAUUUAAUUAUUUAGGGUUUGAAUGUUAAAUAAUAAAUCAAACAUUUACAAAAAGCACACAUUUAAUUAUGUUAAAAAAGACAAAUAAUAAUUUAUGAAUGAACCCUUAAAAAAUAACAAAAGCCAGCAUUGUAUACCUGAUGUGUAAUUUUAUAUUCUUAUUUUUGUCAUGCCAUAAGAAUAUGUGCCAACUCUUGAUCAAAGGAUUACUUAAUUUUUAAAUGUUUUUUGAACUAUUUAAAUAAAAUGGAACACUAGAUGGCAGCAGAUCCCAACCAUGUUGAAGAGGGAUUUGACGAUACAUUCAUUACUACAGCUGUUUAGUUAAAAGAAAAUUUCAUUGAUUGUGCACUCAUGAUUUUACUUUCAAAGUAAGUAUCCCACCUAUCAAAUCAGGACAGGUGUAAAUAAAAAGCAAAACAUAAAUAGGAA